Lichtheimia ornata is the source of this 747-nucleotide messenger RNA. RefSeq lists its product as uncharacterized. Lineage: Eukaryota; Fungi; Mucoromycota; Mucoromycetes; Mucorales; Lichtheimiaceae. The transcript has 5 exons. Gene Ontology annotation, molecular function: oxidoreductase activity, acting on the CH-CH group of donors. Bases 1 to 747 code for a protein of 248 amino acids. Gene Ontology annotation, biological process: lipid metabolic process. The record is from RefSeq and is a predicted model, not a curated record.
AUGCAUAUACCAGAUUACUCACUACAAAACAUCACCCUAUUCUUCACAGCAAUCAUUGGUGACGGUAUUGUCGUUCUACGAGAGCUCAAGCCAACUACUAGGCUAGGUUAUUCCAAGUUUGCAUCCAACAACAACACCAUAUGGAAGAUACCAUCGCGUUGGGGAAUGCUUCUUAUCUACAUGCCAUCCGCUCUUCUAUUCCUUGUUCUUCUUACAUUGUCUUCAGCAAAGGGUCACGUCUGGAUCACCGUACUUUUAAACGCCUUUCAUUAUAUGAAGCGUAUAUAUGAGGUCCUUUUUCUACACAAGUAUUCGGGUAGCGCCUUGAUAAAGGACGUCUUGUUGAUCUCGACUUGUUAUGCAGUGCAUGCCAUGGGAUUGGUUUAUUUGACUGCUCGUGUGCCAGUGGAUCACAUUGUGCGAAAGCAAGUCACCUUUGGAGCAACAUUCUUUAUCGUUGGAGAGAUCAUGAACCAUUACCAUCAUCGUAUUCUUGCUGGACUUCGAAAAGAGAAAGAUGAUGUACCUGAACAAGGACUCUUCCCAUGGUUAUGGUGUCCACAUUAUCUUGGUGAAAUCAUUGCCUUUAUCGCCAUGGGAUUUGUGUCUCAAAAUGGGAUGACGUUUGUUCUACAGUUGGGAUCCGCUGCUUACCUUGCUGUUCGUGCACAUAAUACGAAGGCCUGGUAUGAAUCAAAGUUUCCUCAUGCAGCAACAAGAGCCGCCUUGAUACCUGGUAUUCUUUAG